UGUAUUUAAAUCAUCGAGCGCAUACCCUAAUUCCUUUAUUAUAUUUAAACUGCAAAGAGUAACUGCUUCACCGCACUUUGUCUUUCAAUCCCAACAAUCACAAUCUAGGGUUUUAAAAUUUCCCUCAAAACCCUAAUGGCAGAAGAAACCGCUCCACAAGUCGUUGACACUGCCACUGCCGUCGUCGAUACCAACAACACCGACGCCCCCGCCGCCGAUACAACCAACACUGUUGCCGCUACUGUGGACAUGGAGGUUGAAAACCCUGCUGAUUCCAAGGAUAAACGACCGAGGGAAGAAGAGGAACCCAAAGAAGAUGAUAUCGUGUCGAAGAAGGCUAAAGUGGACGAAGAAAAGUCAGUAGAAGAACAAAGGUUGGAGAAGUUAGAGAAAAAAGAAGACGAGGAAGUAAAGGAAGUAUCUGUAGCUGUGAAAUUGGGACCCAAGACCUUUGGUUCUUCCCUGGAAAUGUUUCAUUACUUCCACAAAUUUCUUAAUGCUUGGCCUCAUAAUCUUAAUGUUAACAAGUAUGAGCACACAAUGUUGCUGGAAUUGCUCAAGAAUGGGCAUGCAGAAUCUGAAAAAAAGAUUGGUGCAGGGGUUUGUGCUUUCCAAGUUCGCGAACACCCUCGCUAUAAUAGUAGGUGCUAUUUCCUCAUCAGGGAAGAUGACACUGCUGAUGAUUUCAGCUUCCGUAAGUGCGUGGAUCACAUAAGUCCCUUGCCAGAAGGGAUGCAAUUGAAAUCCGAGGGUAACAAGAGGUCUGGUGGUGGUGGAGGAAAUGGUGGCAGAGGAAGGGGUGGAAGAGGAGGUGGUCGUGGUGGUCGUGGAAGAGGAGGAAGGGGGAGAUAUUGAUUACGAUAGUUACCUGUGGUCAGUAUUUUAUUUUGAUAUCUAAAGUAUGUUUAUGUACACUUGGCUGGUGUAUUUCUUGUUUUUUGCUAAUUACUUGAUAAUUAUGAUUUUGGUAUUAUGGUUAUUUAUAUAUUUUGAGAAAAUUCUGAUCUA
This is a messenger RNA of Vicia villosa (hairy vetch), 1008 nucleotides long. Its product is annotated as protein EMBRYO DEFECTIVE 514-like. The record is from RefSeq and is a predicted model, not a curated record. NCBI's taxonomy places the organism in Eukaryota, Viridiplantae, Streptophyta, Magnoliopsida, Fabales, Fabaceae. The transcript is spliced from 2 exons. Gene Ontology annotation, cellular component: chloroplast. Gene Ontology annotation, biological process: chloroplast organization; chloroplast rRNA processing. Bases 136 to 855 code for a protein of 239 amino acids.